Molecule: messenger RNA, 1106 nt
Organism: Babesia bovis T2Bo
Lineage: Eukaryota; Apicomplexa; Aconoidasida; Piroplasmida; Babesiidae
Product: GTP binding domain family protein
Exons: 1
Coding region: 10-1077 (355 amino acids)
Biological process (GO): cytoplasmic translation
Cellular component (GO): cytoplasm
Molecular function (GO): GTP binding; GTPase activity
Source: RefSeq, a predicted model, not a curated record
GAGGCCGAAAUGGCCAGAACCCAAAAGAAUAAGGCAACGGAACAUCACUUGGGUAUGCUAAAAGCCAAACUGGCCAAGUUGAGGACACAACUGGUAGAAGCAAGGCCUAUAGGUGGUGGCAAAGGUGAAGCGUUUGAGGUUUCCAAGUGCGGAGAUGCGCGCAUAUGUCUCAUUGGUUUCCCUUCGGUAGGGAAGUCCACCCUAUCGAACGCAUUGACAAACAUGAACUCAGCAACUGCAGAUUAUGAGUUCACCACACUGACAUGUGUACCUGGUAUCAUGAUGUACAAGGCAGCGAAGAUACAGUUACUUGAUUUGCCAGGUAUCCUUGACGGCGCCUCAGAAGGAAGAGGUCGUGGUCGUCAAGUCAUCGCAGUCGCUAACAGUUGCGACCUCGUCCUCAUGAUCCUGGAUGCAACCAAGGACGACUCACAAAAGUGUAAGCUAGAGCGAGAACUGCACAACGCAGGGAUACGAAUAAACAGAAAGCCGCCAAAUAUCUCCUUCAAACAGAAGAAAACCGGUGGCUUAAAUAUCAACAACUUGGUACCUGUGAAACACCUAAACGAACGUGUUGUGCACUCGGUACUACACGAGUAUAAAAUAUUCCAUGCAGAUAUAAUCAUCAGGGAGGACGCAACUGUUGACGACCUAAUCGAUGUAGUACGAGGGAACUGCAAGUACUGCAAAUGCAUAUACGUCUAUAACAAAAUUGAUAUGUUAUCUCUAGAUGAAAUAGAAGAAAUUGCAAGGCGACCGAAUUCAGUGGUCGUCAGCAGCUCACGCCAAUGGAACCUGGAACUACUCAAAGAACGAAUGUGGGAUGAACUAGAAUUGAUGCGAAUAUACACCAAAAACAAAGGUGAAGUACCAAACUUCGAUGAACCGAUUAUUAUGACGCCACAAAGGGGUGAUGGCAGAGUCUCGUCCGCAGUGCAAUUAAUUCACAAAAAGCUGCUAGACGAAUUCAAAUUUGCACUGGUUUGGGGUACUAGCGUGAAGCAUAACCCACAACACGUUGGACUAAAGCACCAACUCAACGAUGAAGAUGUCAUACAAAUCUUCAAAAAACGUUAACUCAACCAAAGUGUAACACUCUCAAUCUG